Messenger RNA from Schistosoma intercalatum, 2661 nucleotides. The record is from the annotation of a GenBank genome assembly. Lineage: Eukaryota; Metazoa; Platyhelminthes; Trematoda; Strigeidida; Schistosomatidae.
AACCUUUUGAACUAUAUCUCUCUAUUAUCAAGGACACUACCUACUGUCCAGACGCAUACAUCAAAUAACAAACAGUUUGUUAUUUCUGCUUAACGAUGUUUGAGAUAUGAAAGACAGGACGGCAGAUGUUAUAUGCGCUUGAAAUAAAUAAGACGUUUCAAAUGAAUUUUGAGUGAGAGUUGAAGAUCAUUGUUUUCUGUUGAAUCAGUCUUUCAAACCCCGCUCUAUGAAGAAUCUGAUUUUUCUGACCAUAACAUACCAACUUUUGGUUGCUAUUUGGCCAAUAACAACGUUCACAUAUAAUAAUAUCGACAACAGCAUCAAUAAUAACUGCGGGAAAAACUUUCAAUUCAAGCCAAACAGAAUCAUCUUAACCCAAAAGUCCAUUUCAGCGGGUGCUAAAUUUCUCAAAAAGUUAAAAGUAUCAUCGUUUAAGGAAUGUUACUUUAUGUGUUGCAAUACAAAUGAAUGUAGCACGGCAAUAUUUGAAUCUAAGGCUACACAGUCCUGUUUUAUGUUUGAUUGUCGACAGCCUGGACAAUGCUUUUAUUCUAGUCAUUCCAAUUAUGAUACAAUCGUCUUGGAAGAAUCAAACGGUAAUCAGAGUUUGAAAAACAAAGUUGGUUUAAAUCAACAUUGCGAUUCAAAUAACCUGUGUGAUGAAGUUAAAACUAUAUGCUCUGAUGGGAUAUGUAUUUGUCAGUCUGGUUGGAUUGCUAAGAAAGGUUCAUGUGUUCAGUCAGUUUGUAAAUCACCAGAACUUCAAUUCCAGUGUGAUGAUUCUUCUACUUGUGUAGCUAUCUAUGAUAAAUGUAACGGAAUAGUUGAAUGCCCGGAUGGAUCAGAUGAGUUGUUUUGCCCUUCAAGAGUAAUUCACAAGCAAAAUGAAACUAAUCCGUCAUUACCGCGUAAUCAAAAACAAGGUGAAUUUGACGAGGGAAUUUUGUCUAAACCUUCAAAUGUAAGUUAUCAGUCCUUGGAAAGAUAUCAAUCCAGUCAACCAUCUUUAUUAACUACAUCUCGAAGUACUUCUCCAGCGUUGAUGGAUUUACACGAUCUAUCUGAUCCAUUAUUUUAUUCUAGUCAACCAAAUUAUCAUAAUGGUAGGGAACAACUGACAAAAUCACAUCCAAUUAAAUCUGCUAACCAAAAACCAUCAUUCAAUGUUGAUGAUAAAGAAUCGUUCAUGCUUGAUAUAAAUAAUAAAAUUAAUGAAAAUAGUGAUAACAAUCCUGAGAUGUUUUUUACUUCAAGUGAUGAUGAUGGAUGGCAUUAUCCUAAGGGACUACUUCAUGAUGUUUCAUCACAGGGUGGUGGUGAUGUCCUUUCACAAUCAUUGCCUAGAAAGCAUCUAUAUCGACCAGAUCAUCAUCAUUCGGUACUAUCACGAAUGAAAGCAUACGAAACAGCAGGACUAUACAGGCCCAGAUCAUUCAAUACUUUUAAAGUUGAUUAUCCUCAGUCAUCACAGAGAAAUGAUUUAUCGUUCAUUCCUUAUCAUCAUUCCAAUAAUUUUAUGCGUGGAUCACAUCAAGAUGAACCACCAUUUUUUCAAUAUAAUCUGGAUAAUAAACACCAAUCUGAGAUGAUAAUUGAUCCAACUGUACUGGAAAAUAUGGACUUUAUCAAUAAGUUUAGUGAAACAGGCGAUACUUUAAAAAAGUAUCCGUUGGUUCAUGAGCCUAAACACAUUCAUCAUAGGAAUGAAUUUGAAGACAUUAAUCAAAAGGCAUCUAGUAUAGAUAAAAAUGAAAAUCGACCGGCGACUCUCACUAGUACUAGUAGUCCCAUUACAACAACUGAUUCAUCACAAAGUAUAAUAGCUGCUGUUAAGCAAAGUCAAUCUGAAGGUCAUACUUCUGCUUUGUUAUUAGCAUUUAGUCUUGGUUUAAUUUGUUGUUUCAUUGGUCUACUUAUUGCUGAAUGGAGACGUCGGCAAAAAUUGAAUUUAUGGUCAUCGCAUCGUUCAAGACCAGAGCAAGCAAUUGUUUUUGGUGAUCGAACAAAAAUAUCCAUGCCAAGAUUAAAAUCAUCUCGUCGAUUAAAGAAAAAUACGACUUAUGACCAAGUGAAUAAAACUAUAACAGGUACAAUAGAUGAAGAAAAAGCUUUAUUCAAUGAUUUAGUCCUUUAACUCAUCAUUGAUCUUAAGAAAUAUAUUAUGAUACAUUGCAUCUAUAUUUAAUUUGUUUUUUUAAGUUUUCAUCAUUGUCUAGUAUUUUAUUGAACUCUUUACUCAUUUAAAUAAGCAUUUAAGAAGUAAUACGACCAAUCAGUUUUAUUUGUGAAUUUCCUCAUAUAUAUAUAAACUGUUUAUUUCACUAAAGUCUAUGUCUUGCAUUUAUUUUGAUUUGAUAUUACUUUUUAAUUCAUGUUCCGUGUAAUAUGCAUUCCUACCAGACAAUUUCGAUGUUGUGAUAAUCACCAAUGUUCUUUUGAUAUAAUAUUUUUACGUUUAUUUGCAUUGAUUAAUCUCUUUAUUAUCUAAAUUUUAUUACUAUUAAUAUCAAUAGUAAUUAACUUGUCAAUUCGUUCAGUGUUUAGGUAUUAUGAAAUUCAGCGUGAAUUUCUUUUAAUCGGUUUUGAUUACGGUAAAAUAUAUCCUAAGAAUUCUUUGUCUCGGUAUUAUUCAUCUUGUUGUUGUAAUUCAGUAAGACACAU